Molecule: messenger RNA, 2017 nt
Organism: Stegastes partitus (bicolor damselfish)
Lineage: Eukaryota; Metazoa; Chordata; Actinopteri; Pomacentridae
Gene: vat1
Product: vesicle amine transport 1
Exons: 6
Coding region: 310-1722 (470 amino acids)
Biological process (GO): negative regulation of mitochondrial fusion
Cellular component (GO): mitochondrial outer membrane
Molecular function (GO): zinc ion binding; oxidoreductase activity
Source: RefSeq, a predicted model, not a curated record
AAAUCCGCCCAAUCACACGAGCCAAUCCUCGGGUUUCAUCGCCGCUCCGUGUUUUCCAGGCUGCCCGCGUCUCGUCCCACUCACACUCUCUGUCAGAGCGCGGCGUUGACAGCCACUGGCCACUGAUCAGCCCACUUUGUCGGGGUUCGCGUCUCCAUGCAAGACUGCUGAAAAAGAAGCUCCCACUUUCUUUUCUUUGCCAGGCAAAAAAAGCAGCCACGACACCGAGCCCGUCCACGGCCAAAAGAAGCACAACAAGUCCAUUUUUUUUCUAGACGCAUCACUGUCUCGCAGCCCCCCUUUUGCACCAUGUCUGGAGAGGACGCACCUGCCCAGCAGCAAAACGCCGUGGACCAGAAGCAGGAGACCAAACCCGCCGAGGAGCCCAAAGCCGAGCCGCCCAAGACCGAGUCCGAGCCCGCCGCUGCCGCCGAGGCUGCUGCCACCCCGGCGGCGACCACCGAGAAGGUCCCCGAGGAGGAGACGUUCACCUACCGCGCACUGGUGCUCACCGGCUACGGGGGCUAUGAUAAAGUGAAGCUGCAGGUGAAGAAGGGCAAGCCGGCGCUGAAGGCUGGAGAGGUGCUGGUGCGGGUCAAGGCGUGCGGGCUCAACUUCGCGGACCUGAUGGCCAGACAGGGGCUGUACGACCGGCUGCCGUCCCCGCCGGUCACCCCGGGGAUGGAGUGCUCCGGGGUGGUGGAGGCUGUGGGGGAAGAAGUGACAGACAGAAAAGUCGGCGACAAGGUGAUGGUGCUGAACCGCUUCGGCCUGUGGCAGGAGGUGGCGGUGGUGCCGGCCAGCCACACCUUCCUCAUCCCAGAGGGGAUGAGCUUCGAGGAGGCGGCGGCGCUCCCCGUCAACUACAUCACCGCCCACAUGAUGCUGUUCGACUUCGGCAACCUGCGGCCCAACCAGAGCGUCCUGGUCCACGCCGCUGCAGGUGGUGUGGGCAUCGCCGCCACUCAGCUGUGCAAGACGGUGAAGGAUGUGACCGUGUUCGGCACCGCGUCAGCCAGCAAACACGAGACCAUCAGCCAGGGUGGAGUCACGCACGCCAUCGACUAUCGUACCAAGGACUAUGUGGAGGAAGUCCGCAAGAUCAGUCCGAAAGGACUCGACAUUAUCCUGGACCCUCUGGGGGGAUCAGACACCCAUAAGGCCUACAACCUGCUGAAGCCCAUGGGCAAGCUGAUUACCUAUGGUGCUGCUAACAUGCUGGCGGGCCAGAAGAAGAACCUGAUCGCUGUGGCGAAGAACUGGUACCACCAGUUCUCCAUCCACACGCUCAGCCUGAUCCAGGGCAACAAGUCGGUGUGCGGCUUCCACCUGGGCUACCUGGACGGGGAGACGGAGCUCAUCUCCCAGGCCAUGAGCACCGUCCUGGACCUCUACAAGCAGGGCAAGAUCAAGCCCCGCAUUGAUUCCACCUGGCAUCUGGAGCAGGUGGGCGAGGCCAUGAGAAAGAUGCAGGAGAGGAACAACAUCGGCAAGGUGAUCCUCACCACGGAGCCGAUGCCCGAGGAGGAGAAGAAGGAGGAGGCCAAGAAGGAGGACAAGAAAGAGGACAAGAAGAAGGACGACAAGAAGAAGGAGGACAAGAAGAAGGAUGACAAGAAGAAGGACGAUGGCAAGAAGGAGGAGAAGAAGGAGGAGGAGCCCAAGAAGGAGGAGAAGAAGGAAGAGGAGAAGAAGGAGGAAGCCAAGAAGGAGGAGAAGUGAGAGGGGGGAGGGAUGGAGAGUCGAGCAGACCAGCAGUGAGGGAGGGUGUAACUGGGAGCUGGAGGGGUGAGGAGGGGGUGAGGAUGGAGGUGGCGAUGCAGACGGAUGGGGGGUGGAGGGUGAAGCCAGGGAGUUUAGAAGGACGGGUUAGGAAACGAUCACACCAUUGUCACGUCUUUCACCUCCCCUCUGCCUCACCUGGGCGGCAGCGAUUCCUCAGGCCUGGAUCCACCCACUUCCACAUCCGCUUGCCUUUUCUAGCAUUUAUCUCUAAAAAAAAAAACGUAAUUCAAAC